GCGCAGGGCCGGCGGGCGAGCGUGGAGGUGAGCGGGGCGAGCGGCGCGCUGGUGCUGAGCUCGCGGCUGGACCGGGAGGAGCUGUGCGGCAAGAGCGCGCCGUGCGCGCUGCGCCUGGAGGUGCUGGUGGAGCGGCCGCUGCGCGUGUUCCAUGUGGAGCUGGAGGUCACCGACAUCAACGACAAUGCCCCCGUCUUCCCCGCCGCACGAAAAAACCUCAGCAUCGCGGAGAACUCCCCGCCUGGGUUCCGUAUCCCACUGGAGGGCGCAUCGGAUGCGGAUAUCGGAGCGAACGCUCAGCUCACCUAUACACUCAGUCCGAGCGAGCACUUCUCUCUGGAAUUAGAAAAAAUCGAGGAGGAUGUUGAGUCUUUAUUUCUGGUGCUCAGAAAGCCGCUGGACCGGGAGACGAUUCCAGUACACCGGUUGGUGCUGACAGCGAGUGACGGGGGCCGGCCGUUUCUGACAGGGACCAUGGAACUCGUGAUCACGGUGCUGGAUGUGAACGACAACGUGCCCCAGUUCAACCUAUCAGUGUAUAAAGUGCAGCUGCCAGAAAACGCAGAACGCAGUACUUUGGUGAUCAGACUAAAUGCCACAGAUUUGGAUGAGGGGUCGAACAGCGAUAUCUCCUAUUCACUCCAGAUCCUGUCCCCGCAGGAUGGAAGAGACAUUUUCGGAAUUGACAAAAACAGUGGAGAGAUCCGCCUUAAGGGCGACUUAGACUUUGAGGAUGUCAGUCUCUAUCACCUGCAAGUGGAUGCGACAGAUAAGGGGACACCCCCGCUGUCGGGUCACUGCAAGGUGGUGCUGGAGGUGCUGGACGUGAACGACAACGCGCCGGAGGUGUGGGUGACGUCGCUGUCGGUGCCGGUGCCGGAGGACGCGUCGUUGGGGACGGUGGUGGCCCUGCUGAGCGUGUCGGACCGGGACUCGGGGGCGAACGGUCGCGUGCGGUGCUGGGUGUGGCCGGCGUCGCCGUUCGGUCUGGAGGCGACGUUCGCGGGCUCGUACUCGCUGGUGCUGCGCGAGGCGCUGGACCGGGAGCGGGUGUCGGAGUACGAGGUGGAGGUGCGUGCGGAGGACGGCGGG
This is a messenger RNA of Cyanistes caeruleus (blue tit), 1092 nucleotides long. NCBI's taxonomy places the organism in Eukaryota, Metazoa, Chordata, Aves, Passeriformes, Paridae. The record is from RefSeq and is a predicted model, not a curated record.